Molecule: messenger RNA, 483 nt
Organism: Penaeus vannamei (Pacific white shrimp)
Lineage: Eukaryota; Metazoa; Arthropoda; Malacostraca; Decapoda; Penaeidae
Source: RefSeq, a predicted model, not a curated record
AUGCCUUACAAAAAUAAAAUAAAACACUGGGGACCAACACAAGCAUCCGAUAUGGCACCGAUUUCAAAAUCAAAGACGAACGAACAAGUACAGAAGGAACAGAAGAAGCGUGGUCGACCCAAAGGUUCCAAAAACAAGUCUUUGGCGAUGGCUUCAAAAUCAAAGAACAUUGGAGAAGCACAGAAGAAGCGUGGUCGGCCCAAAGGUGCCAAAGACAAGACAACCGACACAGCGUCCAAAAUCGCUAAGCCUAAGAAAAUUGGCAAGACAAAGGCUGUCGAAAAGGCCUUCAAGGCUUUAAACAACCGUAAGGGAUCGUCUCUUCAGGCAGUUAAGAAAUACCUUAAGGAAAAUGAAGGAAUUGAUUCACAGAAGAAGGCCAUCUACAUUAACAAGUCUGUACGAAAACUGACUGAAGAUGGAACUCUACGUCAUCGUGCAGGAAUUGGGGCCAGAGGGACUUUCAAACUGGUUUCAGCAUAG